Messenger RNA from Coccomyxa subellipsoidea C-169, 1194 nucleotides. RefSeq lists its product as hypothetical. The transcript is spliced from 6 exons. Gene Ontology annotation, cellular component: cilium; centriole; intraciliary transport particle B. The record is from RefSeq and is a predicted model, not a curated record. Bases 1 to 1194 code for a protein of 397 amino acids. Gene Ontology annotation, biological process: intraciliary transport; cilium assembly. NCBI's taxonomy places the organism in Eukaryota, Viridiplantae, Chlorophyta, Trebouxiophyceae, Coccomyxaceae.
AUGUCCACAAACCGCGAUGGACGCUACGACACUGGACGCCCCGACACUGCAAUAUCUACAAACAGUGAGUUUGCCGAGUCGCAGCAGCAAUCUCGUCCCAGGGCCCUGUUGUGUUGUGGAUUCGGCCACAUAUCAAAGCCCAAGAAGUCAGGCUACAAGCAGCUUAUAAAAAGGCUGAAGUCCCAUUUCAGACUCACGGUCCUAGAGGAAGCGGAGCAGUCGCUGGGGGCCUGUCCAAUGGAGGGUUACUCACUGUUAGUCAUCGCCUGCCCGCGCCACCUCUUCACCCAAGCAGACCUUGCAUGCGCGCACCACUUUGUCGGGACCGGCGGCUGGCUGCUUGUGACUGCCGAAGCCGGUGGCGACGCACUCUCAGGCAGCAAUCUGGACGAGCUGCUGGUACCGUUCAGCAUCGCAGUGGAGUACAUCACGGUGCUGCGGGCCGUGCCGGGAGACGCAUGCAUGCACCCGACAACUGCAUGCAUCGGCGCGGAUGGGGUCGUGAGCAAGUCUUUGUUGGCUGCCUUGGAGAGGCGGCCGACCACCCAGCAGGCAGAUAGCUACAUGAGACCCUCAACAGCUCUGUCAAAACGCCUGGAUUAUAGGCCCUCAACAGCAGCGUCCCUCACCCCCUGGCCUCCGGGCAGCCCAGCUGUCCGGCCGGGCACGGCGCUCCGGGCAGGCGCCGCGGCCAAAGCAGGCGCCGGGCCGCAUUCAAACUCGAAUCCAGGCUCGGCUGACGCUGCCAAACCUGGCGUGCAGCUGGCGUAUGUGAGGGGUGCACCACUGGGUGUUGAGGCACCGGCGGUGCCUGUUCUGGCGACUGGGCAGACCUGCAGCCCAACCCAGCUGCCUAUAGGUGCGGUGUGGAGUGGCGAAGAGGGCCAGGGCCGUGUGGCAGUCCUGGGUAGCAGUGCGAGUUUUGAUGACACAAAUAUCGGCACCCACUGCAACGCUGCUCUGCUGGAUUGGCUGCUUGCCUGGCUGCAGCAUGGAGCAGAUGCGGAGACACGACUCAACAGCACAGCAGCGCUGGCGGCAAUGACCAAUCUUGGGGACAUGAGUUUGUCACCGGACACGUUUGCGCUAUCAGAGCGGCUGCGCCCCUGCUUCCCACAAGAGCCUGAGCUAGCCCAUGACUGGACUCUUCUUCUGGACCGCACUAUUUACUGGCCAGCUGUUGACACGCGGUGA